AUGGAGGUCGAUGACAUGGAGAUGAGGACACCCGAGAAGAAAUCGUCUUUUGUCAAAUUUAAGGAAAAUUUCGAAGACCCCGUCUACAAGAACAAGUUCAUAUGUACAAUGUUCCUGUUCUGGGCGUUUAUUGUUCUGGGUUUUUCUGCUGGCCAGGGCGGCCCGUCGUUCCUUGACCUCAUGCUGAUCACCAACACGAAGGUGGAGCAGGCCUCUGCGCUGUUCACAUCAGGAGCUGUUGGCUACAUGAUCGGCGCGUUCUUCAGUGGGUUUCUGUACGACAAGUGUAACAAGCUGCUGUUGUUGGCGGCCUGCCUCGUCGGUAGCAGCAUCUUCUCCGUCGUCAUCCCGCUCUGUACUCCGCUGCCAGCGAUGAUCGCCAUGUACUUCCUCAGAUCCUUCGUGGCUGCUGGUGUGGAUACAGGUGGCAAUGCCGACUUACUCCGACUCUGGGGCAAGGAUAGUCGUGUUUUCAUGCAGAUUCUUCACUUCUGUUUCGCCCUGGGAGGCGUCAUAGCCCCUCUGGUAACAGAACCCUUCCUAGCCCCAAAGUCCGCCCAACCCAUGAUCACAACGCACUCGGCCAACGAGUCCAAUAUUCUUGAGUAUGGAUACAAUUCAACCAGUGCAUACGUCCAGGACCUUUUGGGAUUAAAUGGCACCAGUAACAAAAUGACGACUGCUUCUACUGAAGACGCUCCGAAAUCUCAAAUCCUUUUUGCUUUCAUAAUCACAGCUGUCCUGUUCCUCUCUGCGUCCGUUCCCUUCUUCGUGGAGUUCUUUCUCCGUAAGGUUGACAAAAACCGGAAGCCGGAAGACGAUCAACAAGAUGACCGACAGCGCAUACCACUUCCGGUCUAUGUGAUAACUGUGGCUUUGAUCGGGGCAUUCUUUUUCUGUUAUUGCGCUCUAGAAGAGACGUUUAUGUCUUUCCUGGCGGUAUUUACCGUGGAAGGGAUGGGCUGGACCAAGCCUGAUGGAGCUUUGAAAUAUCACAGUGCAGCUGAGGUUGAAUCAACCAAUGAACUGGCUAUACCACAGGAAAAGGGGGAAAUGUUUGAUCCAAACGCUUGA
This is a messenger RNA of Haliotis rufescens (red abalone), 1074 nucleotides long. RefSeq names its product sodium-dependent glucose transporter 1A-like. The transcript is spliced from 4 exons. The coding region runs from base 1 to 1074 and encodes 357 amino acids. The record is from RefSeq and is a predicted model, not a curated record. NCBI's taxonomy places the organism in Eukaryota, Metazoa, Mollusca, Gastropoda, Lepetellida, Haliotidae.